Molecule: messenger RNA, 555 nt
Organism: Lactuca virosa
Lineage: Eukaryota; Viridiplantae; Streptophyta; Magnoliopsida; Asterales; Asteraceae
Source: the annotation of a GenBank genome assembly
AUGAAACCCUACAGGUACGUAUUUGCAAGACCUUCUGGAAAACGAUGUUUUGUUGUUUCAUCAAAUAGAACAACUAUCAGCAGAUUACGCAAUGGCUCUCUCUUUCACCGAUUUCCAUCUUCUCUACCUAAUGGUGCCAGAACCAUAGAAGGUUCUCGAUCUGCUCAAUCAUAUUGCAUUCUUGACUGCAUAUUUCAUGAGCUGGAUCAAACCUACUAUGUAAUCGACAUGGCCUCCAAACAUAUUAUACAGGGCAAUUCACUCAACCCCAAUCGUCUGGUAUUCCAAACAGCUCAUACAUUUUCUACACUUGUUAUAUGGGACAACUAUUUUAGGUUUGACAAAAGAAUUAUAGAUUUCACAGAAGAAAAGUUCCAUAAAGAUGGUAUAGAUUUGAGAACAGGAUCAGUGGUGGUGAAGGUCAUGGAUAAAGAAAUUUCAACAAAAGAAAUCAAAACCGGAAAAAUCUCUACCAUACCUUACGGGAUGGCUGUCUGGUCAACAGGCAUUGCAACUCGCCCUGUUUUCAUGGACUUCAUGAAGCACAUUGGUUAG